AUCAGUUGCUCUAUAUGGAAAAUUAAUAGUUUUCUUUAUGGAAAUAAAAAAUUUGGUAGGAGAAAUUAUUAUUUGUUGUUGGCAAAAAUAAAAUGUAGAACAGACUAUUUUAGGGCCUGCGUUUUGAAACAAUUUGUCUCAUCUGAACAGAAAGAUGGCAGCCACCGCUGCAAAAGCUGCUUUCACCACCACCAUCCCUUCAUCUUCAAACUCAAACCACGUUUUCAGAACCACCUUCCCAUUUUCCACACACACAAACACUCCCUCUAAACUCCAUCUCCGCUCACUCAAAAUCUCCGCUUCAGUUUCCAACUCUCCCCAACAAAUCACCUCCCUCCCCUCAACCGAACAUUUCAUUUCCCGAUUUGCCCUCAACGAACCACGUAAAGGCGCCGAUAUCCUCGUCGAAGCACUCGAACGUCAAGGCGUCACUGAUGUCUUCGCUUACCCUGGCGGCGCGUCAAUGGAAAUCCAUCAAGCACUCACGCGCUCAAAAACCAUCCGUAACGUUCUUCCACGUCACGAACAAGGUGGAAUUUUCGCUGCCGAGGGUUACGCUCGUUCCUCGGGUCUCUCUGGUGUUUGCAUCGCUACUUCCGGUCCCGGUGCUACUAACCUCGUCAGUGGACUCGCUGAUGCUCUGCUUGAUAGUAUUCCGCUUGUUGCAAUUACCGGUCAAGUUCCUCGGAGAAUGAUAGGAACUGAUGCUUUUCAAGAAACUCCGAUUGUUGAGGUAACUAGAUCAAUCACGAAGCAUAAUUAUCUUGUUCUUGAUGUUGAUGAUAUACCUAGGAUAGUGAAUGAAGCGUUUUUCUUAGCUACUUCAGGUAGACCUGGACCUGUGUUGAUUGAUAUACCUAAGGAUAUUCAGCAACAGAUUUCGGUUCCGAAUUGGGAUCAACCUCUUAGGUUAGCAGGGUAUACGGCUAGGUUACCGAAAUCACCUCAGAAGGUGCAUUUAGAGCAGAUUGUUAGGUUGAUUAUGGAAUCUAAGAAACCUGUUUUGUAUGCUGGUGGUGGUAGUUUGAAUUCUAGUGAGGAAUUGAAGCGUUUUGUUCAGUUAACUGGUGUUCCGGUUGCUAGUACUUUGAUGGGUUUGGGUUCGUAUCCUACUUCGGAUGAGAAUUCACUGCAAAUGCUUGGAAUGCAUGGAACUGUUUAUGCUAAUUAUGCUGUUGAUAAGAGUGAUCUUUUGCUUGCUUUUGGAGUUCGGUUUGAUGAUCGGGUUACCGGGAAGCUUGAGGCUUUUGCUAGUCGGGCUAAGAUUGUUCAUAUUGACAUUGAUUCUGCUGAGAUUGGGAAGAAUAAGCAGGCUCAUGUUUCGGUAUGUGGGGAUUUGAAGUUGGCUUUGAGGGGUAUUAAUCAAAUUUUGGAGAGUAAAGGGAUACAGAGUAAGCUUGAUUUUGGAGCUUGGAGAGAAGAACUGAAUGAGCAGAAACGUAGGUUUCCGAUGAGUUAUAAGACGUUUGAUGAAGCUAUUCCUCCGCAAUAUGCUAUACAGGUUCUUGAUGAGCUUACUAAUGGGGAUGCUAUCAUAAGUACUGGUGUUGGACAGCACCAGAUGUGGGCUGCUCAAUUUUACAGCUACAAGAGACCUAGACAGUGGUUGACCUCUGCUGGUCUUGGCGCCAUGGGGUUUGGGUUGCCUGCUGCCAUGGGAGCUGCUGUCGCUAAUCCUGACGCUAUUGUGGUUGACAUCGAUGGUGAUGGAAGUUUUAUGAUGAAUGUUCAGGAGCUUGCUACGAUAAAGGUGGAGAAUCUCCCGGUUAAGAUACUGUUGCUGAACAAUCAACACUUGGGUAUGGUUGUUCAGUGGGAGGAUCGGUUCUAUAAAGCCAAUAGAGCUCACACCUAUUUGGGAGACCCAGCCAAUGAGAAAGAAAUAUUCCCCAAUAUGUUGAAAUUUGCAGAUGCUUGUGGUAUUCCGGCAGCUCGUGUGACAAAGAGAGCAGACCUUAGAGCAGCAAUUCAAAAAAUGCUGGAUACCCCUGGCCCCUACCUGCUUGAUGUCAUUGUACCGCAUCAAGAGCACGUGUUGCCGAUGAUUCCCGCUAAUGGAUCCUUCGAUGAUGUCAUAACUGAGGGUGAUGGCAGGAUAAGUUACUGAUUUCUCAAGUUAGGUUUAUCUUGAUACGGGCUUUGUAUAAUAGUAAGCCAUAAUGUUAUAGUUUUUGUUUUAGCAUUGGUAAUAAGACAACCUUGUUGGUAAUAAGAAAAACUUGUUUGUUUCAUUUCCCUUAUAAAUAUACCCUAGUUACUGCUCUUAUAAGUUAUAACGGCUAUUUUAAUUGGUAUUUCUCUUGGAUUAUUUGUUUACUGAAA
Molecule: messenger RNA, 2322 nt
Organism: Trifolium pratense (red clover)
Lineage: Eukaryota; Viridiplantae; Streptophyta; Magnoliopsida; Fabales; Fabaceae
Product: acetolactate synthase 3, chloroplastic-like
Exons: 1
Coding region: 155-2107 (650 amino acids)
Biological process (GO): L-valine biosynthetic process
Cellular component (GO): acetolactate synthase complex
Molecular function (GO): magnesium ion binding; acetolactate synthase activity; thiamine pyrophosphate binding
Source: RefSeq, a predicted model, not a curated record